AACCAGGGCGUUGGUCCCUACUAAAGAGGCCACUUCUUAGCCUCAAGUUUCUUUGACGGGACUUUGCUGUUAGCGUUGAGGUGUCUCUGUCUCUCACACACGCACACAUACACACUGUUCGAUUGUUAAGGAUCUGUCACAGAUUUUCAACUUGAAAAAGCAUCAAAAUGAUCGUGUUGUUGGCGGGUAUCAUUGUGCUUCAUCUGACCGUACUGGUUUUGCUGCUUAUUUCUACUAUUGUUAAUUCCUGGUGGUAUUACAGCGACAUCCAUAGUUUAGAUAUUUGGCAGAAUUGCACAUGGCUUGAAGCUUGGAACUGCACGCCCUAUACUACGAACGAAUGGCUGCAAGCUGUUCAGGCAAUGAUGAUUCUUUCCGUCAUCUUCAGCUUUCUCUCGGUGAUUCUGUUUUUCUGCCAGCUAUUUACGCUCCAGAAAGGAGGUCGUUUUUACAUCACUGGAAUCUUUCAGCUACUUGCAGGCAUUUGUGUGAUGAGUGGAGCUGCCAUAUAUACGGUGCAGUACCCGCACAUUCACAAAGAACGCUACGAUGGGAGCUAUGGAUUUGCCUACAUUUUGGCGUGGAUUGCAUUUCCCCUGGCCCUGUGCAGCGGAAUCAUCUAUGUCAUUCUAAGAAAGCGUGAAUGAGCUACCAUAGAUCACCACAAUCCGUAUGAUGCCAUCUUUAGAGGAAUAAAAAAAACAUUACUGUUUUAAUUUGAAGAUGUAUAUAGUAUCUAUGGUUUAAAACCUAUUUAUAACACUUUUUACAUAUAUGUACAUAGUAUUGUUUGCUUUUUUGACAGAAGCUGUGUUUUGCAAGCUAAUUAAGUGCCUACAGAACAUUCAUUUUUAACAGUUUACGAUUAAAAAAGUAUUUUGCUGAAGCCAAAUUCUGCAACAAAACUUUAUUUUAAAUAGAAUAUGUUAAUCAAAACGCAUGUAAAAUUAUAGCUAGUAAGCUGUUUUUUAAUAAAAAAAAAGUGUAGCUUGAGUAAGUAAAUUGCUAAUAGCUUACAAGUUUGAAUAGUUUACUCAUGUAGAUAUAAAACUUAAAAUAUUCAAUGGUGCUACAUAUUUACCAUUCCUUGUCAUAACCUAUAGCCAUCUCACUGGAGAAUUACUAUUUACAACAAGGUAAAAUAAAUGCUUUAAUUCUGCAGGAUUUACUUUGUCUAAAUAUUUCUGUAUGGAUGGAGUUUUUUUUCUUAGCAUUAAUGUGAAGGUUUGAAAGUUAAUGGAGCUAGGGGCAGCAAUACUAGGACAGGUGUGAGGGGUGAUUUGAAUGCUCACCAUCAGAUACUGUCUGCAGCUUACUGAGGCUUCAAUUGUGAGGGGCAAUUUGAAUGCCCACCUUUAGAUAGUGUCUAUAGCUAAACAAGCCUUCUGAUGUGCGUCCAGUCUUGUAAUCCAGUCCUGUGCUGCAGGCAUUCUCCUUUUUGGUUUGUGGUCAUCCCUGAUUCAUACCUGGGUCUUGUUAACAGUGACCUGAAAUUUCCUGUGUGGGUCUGAUUUAUUGCAGUGUGAAAGUAUAAUGCUUCAAGUGCAGCUAUUAACAGUCGCUGUUUCAUUGCUGUGUGAAGUCUAGAAAACUUAUCCAGUAUGCAAAGCUUCAAACAGCAUGUAAUACUGACAAUAUCCGCAACAGUUCUGUUUUGAUGGUGGUAGUAAUGGGCAGUGGACAGCAGCAAAUCAGUGUGCUGGGUGCAUGAUAUCACCACCACACUGCAACCUGUCCAAACAACAGCAGUCAAAGCCAGUGUCCCAGAACCAGCCUCCUAUAUUCCUCUUCAGUUUCUAAAUGCAGAGGCAUUGCCUGAUUGUAGUGUCGAAUGUUACUCAUUUUCAUUAUACUAUUACUGAAGGAAUCAGAAAACUAGUACAGAUAGGCUUUGUUCUUUACAUGUUCGAAGAAUGCUAUAAAUGUAUUGAAAAUCUUAGUGUGCCACACUACAUGCAAAUAUAUUGUCUGGAAUUAACAUGAACUACAGUUUGCUAGAAAUAUGAAGCAAAAUGCUAAUAUUUCACUGUAUUGAUAAGCGUUCUGCUACUGAACAGUGACACAAGUUAGAUAAAUGCAAAGGGGACCACAAGUAGAAAACUGUAAUGAAAAAUGGAGAAGAAGGUGUAGUGGGGGGGGGGGCAGGGAGGGGAAUAGAAAUGAUUCCAUGCUAGGAAAGGUUAGAAUGAAUUUUCUGGAUCAUAAAUACAUGAGGAGGUAACAUUUUACCAUCCUGUGGUAAAAAUGAGCUGAUAGAAAACAGCGUCGUUUAAAUUCCCCAGAAUACUUUCCAUGAUCUUCCUAACUCCAAUAGUUAAAUUUUACCGUGUUCAUAGAUUAGUUAUGGUUGAGUAUAUUGUAGUCAGCUUUUACUGUGAGCUCACUGGCCAUAUUUUUCUACUUUUGAAAGAAUCAUUAGCAUUGCCCUUCAGGGACUGAAGUAGCUUCUCAUCUUAAAAACAGCUUUUUUUUUACACGAUUGAUUUGAUAAUAUUAGAAAUGGCAUGGAACUUGACUAUUUUCUCAGUAGUCUAAAAUAGCUAUUGACUUUGCGACAAGCUUAAAAUACAAUGAUAUGUGGCCUUUUGUUGAGAUUGUGGGGAUGCUCAAUGUGAAAUGAUAUGUUAUCUUUUCUGUUCUAAAGCUGCAGGACCUCAAUGGGGUAAUAGUCAUUUGAAAUCAGUAGCUGGCAUCUUAAAAAAGAGGAGGUUCAAAGUGAAGCCUAUAAUAAUUCUCUGAAAGAAACCUUAUUUAACAAUGGGAAAGGUGCCUCACUUUUGAUGUUCUAUGUAUAAAUAUUAUCUCCGUGACAUUACCUACACAAAGCCUUUUUAUUUUAGAUUGGCACGGCUGCACAAACUGCAGGUAUCAUGACAUAAGUACAGCAGAUUUCACGAGCAGUUUUAUCAUCACUGUAUGUUGUGAAAUUGCACUGAAAAUCACUGAACAUGCAGUUAUGACUCAAAAGUGUCCCCCCUCCAAAAAAAUACAUGUUGUAGCAGGCUGGAGAUAACUUUAAUGGUCGAGCACUGUUCCAAAUUACUGAAUUUAAGUAAGAAUGCUCAGCUCCAAAUGGCUGAAUGUUUUUCUUCAUGAUUGGUUGCUGAGGGAUCAUUCGUGGGUCACUGCAGCUUUAAGCAGGAUAUUUAUUACUGUGCAACACCAGAGAAAAGUCUUCUCAUCAGUGUGGUUCACAACCACCAUCCUACACCAAAGCUAACCACUGUUUUGAAAGAGUGAGGGGUAAUAAACAGAUUUCUGGCACUACUCAAGCAAAAAGAAAAUUAUAUACUUGUGGCUGUAUAGUUCUUUGAUGUGAUGAAAAAGCAAAUAGUUUGCUAAAUUUGUUAUCCCUUUUGAAAUCUGUUCUUGUUUACAUAGUACAGUAUAAAGAAAUAUAACAUAGUUCUUAUCCUGUGUGCACAGAUCCCCUGCAGAAUUCGUUGUGCAACUUCAGUAAGGUUUCGGGGGUGGGGGGGGGAGGGGUGGGUUGCGCGAUUUGUUUUUUUAAGUUUGCUAACAGAAAAUGCCUUAUUGCAUAUGAGUGCAGUCAUAUGUUUGAUGUACUUG
Molecule: messenger RNA, 3570 nt
Organism: Mobula hypostoma (lesser devil ray)
Lineage: Eukaryota; Metazoa; Chordata; Chondrichthyes; Myliobatiformes; Myliobatidae
Gene: pmp22b
Product: peripheral myelin protein 22b
Exons: 5
Coding region: 168-647 (159 amino acids)
Cellular component (GO): plasma membrane
Source: RefSeq, a predicted model, not a curated record